Messenger RNA from Trichoderma breve, 2670 nucleotides. RefSeq names its product eukaryotic DNA topoisomerase i, catalytic core domain-containing protein. Gene Ontology annotation, molecular function: DNA binding; DNA topoisomerase type I (single strand cut, ATP-independent) activity. Gene Ontology annotation, biological process: DNA replication; DNA topological change; chromosome segregation. Gene Ontology annotation, cellular component: chromosome; nucleolus. The transcript is spliced from 7 exons. The record is from RefSeq and is a predicted model, not a curated record. NCBI's taxonomy places the organism in Eukaryota, Fungi, Ascomycota, Sordariomycetes, Hypocreales, Hypocreaceae. Bases 1 to 2670 code for a protein of 889 amino acids.
AUGGGUACCUACAGCUCAGACGAUGACAUGCCUCUUGCGAGGCCAAACGGGCGUUUGUCAUCUUCCAAGAUAUCCCGCGCUCAAGACAUCGCCUUGGAUAAGUCUGUGCCUAAGAAAGGCUCUGGAAUGGCUGGACUAUCCAUCCGUAACGGACCCGUCGAAAAUGGCGACAUGGACUUGGAUUCGCCCUCUACAAACGGGGCGAAGCGUAAGUCACGAGUCUCAUUAACGCAGGUCGAUUACAAAGAUGGAUCGGACAGCGAUGGUGAACCUCUGGCAAAACGACCACGAUCCAAAAAGGUCGAGCAAUCCGAUUCGGACGAUGAACCCAUGGUCAAAGCUAGAGGGAAGAAGCUGCCUCCUUCUUACAAGGAAACUGCACUGCCUGAGUCCUCCUCUGAUGAGCAACCUCUAGGUGUCAAGCUGGCUAAGAAAAAGGCUGACAUCGAGAAGAAGGCCGAGAAGGAGGCUAAGUCUAUUCGUGCUAAAGAAGCGAAGGCAAAGGCUACACCGAAAAAGGCCCUUAAGAACGAAUCAGAUGAUGACCUGCCUCUUGCGGCCAAAAAGCGGCAGUCAAAUGGCUCGGCUAAGUCGAAACCAGCUAGUGCUUCUGCCAAGGGGAAGAAAGCAGUAUCGGCAAAGGACACCAAAGACACCAAGAAAGCCAAAUCCAAAGAACCCAGCGAGGAAGAAGAGGAGGAGGAGUUUGAGUGGUGGAAUGCGCCGAAGCGAGAAGACGACAGCAUCAAGUGGCGAACUCUCGAGCACAACGGAGUUUUGUUCGCGCCAGAAUAUGAACCCCUUCCGAAACACAUAAAGAUGUACUACGAUGGCAAACCCGUCUCACUCGCCCCGGAAGCAGAGGAGGUCGCCACUUUUUGGGUUGCCAUGAUGACUGCCGCAUCUACUCACCACUUGGAGAACCCUAUUUUCCGCAAAAACUUCUUUACAGACUUCUCUGAAAUUAUCAAGAAGCACGGCGCUAAAGAUGCCCAAGGGAACAAGAUUGACAUCAAGAGCUUGGAUAAGUGCGAUUUCUCCAAGAUGGCAGAAUACUGGACAGCAAAGAAUGAAGCCAAGAAGAGCAUGACCAAGGAGGAGAAAGCAGCUGCCAAGGCUGAGAAAGAUGCGCUCGAGGCUCCGUAUCUUUACUGUACGUGGGAUGGAAGAAAGCAAAAGGUUGGCAACUUCCGAGUGGAACCUCCCAGCUUAUUCCGUGGGCGAGGCGAACAUCCCAAGACUGGUAAGGUCAAAGUUCGAGUUAUGCCGGAACAGAUCACCAUCAAUAUUGGCAAAGGUGCCAAGGUGCCAACUCCGCCUGCAGGGCACAAGUGGAAAGCCGUCCAGCAUGACCAGAAGGCUACGUGGCUUGCCAUGUGGCAGGAAAACAUCAACGGCGCUUACAAGUACGUCAUGCUUGGAGCUGCCAGUGAUGUGAAAGGACAGAGUGACUACAAGAAGUUCGAAAAGGCUCGUGAGCUGAAGAAGCACAUUGACAAGAUCCGCCGUGACUACACCAAGGAUCUCAAGAGUGAGGUCAUGGCAGAUCGUCAGCGCGCAACAGCCAUGUAUCUGAUCGACAAACUUGCGCUCAGAGCUGGAAAUGAGAAGGACACCGAAAAUGAAGCCGACACUGUUGGUUGCUGCUCUUUGAAGUACGAGCAUAUCACCUUGCAGCCCCCAGAUCAAGUCACAUUUGACUUUCUGGGUAAGGACAGUAUUAGAUACAACGAAACGGCCCGUGUUGAUCCGCAAGUCUUCAAGAAUUUGAAGCUGUUCAAAAAGGCGCCAAAGACGGACGGCGAUGAUCUCUUCGAUCGCCUCAACACGUCUCAACUGAACAAGCAUCUCAACAGCUAUAUGCCUGGGUUGACUGCCAAGGUUUUCCGUACCUACAAUGCGUCCUACACCAUGUCCGAGCUGCUCAAGGAACUCGGGAAAGAUCCACGCUCUCGCGGUACUAUCGCGGAGAAGGUGAAGCUUUACAAUGACUGUAACCGUAAGGUCGCCAUUCUUUGCAAUCACAAGCGAACUGUUGGCGCAGGGCACGAGCAGCAAAUGCAAAAGCUUGGAGAUAGGAUCAAAGGCCUCAGGUAUCAAAAAUGGCGAACCAAGAAAAUGAUGCUCGACAUUGAUCCAACUCAGAAGAAGAAGAAGGGCGCGGCCUUCUUUGAGAAAGACGAAGAUCUCGAUGACGAAUGGAUCAAGGAGCACCAACAAUUCCUGAUCGAAGAGCAACGCACCAAGAUCACGAAGAAAUUUGAAAAGGACAACGAGAAACUUAAGGCUAACAAAGAACGAGUUUUGCCUGAAAAGGAGCUUAAGGAGCGUCUCCAGGCAGUCAAGGAACUCGAGGCCAAGUUCAAAAAGGAGAACAAAACCAACAAGGUGGAGGCUGAGGGCAGAGGAGCAAGCGUGGAGAAGUUCUUGGGUGCUAUUGACAAGAUUGACGAGCGCAUCCGGGUCUUGGAAACACAGGCCGAAGACCGUGAUGGCAAUAAAGAGGUCGCCCUGAGCACUUCAAAGAUUAAUUACAUCGACCCUCGUCUGACGGUGGUGUUUUCAAAGAAGUUUGAUGUUCCUAUUGAGAAGUUCUUCUCCAAGACUCUCCGAGACAAGUUCCGAUGGGCUAUCAAGUCAGUCGAGGACGCGGAGGACUGGGAAUUCUAG